Brugia pahangi is the source of this 252-nucleotide messenger RNA. The record is from the annotation of a GenBank genome assembly. Lineage: Eukaryota; Metazoa; Nematoda; Chromadorea; Rhabditida; Onchocercidae.
AUGGAUUUAUUGAUUUUUGAACGUAAGCGUGGAACUGUAAGAAAUUGUAAAAGACCUGUAUCUGUUCCGAUUGGUAAAUAUUACGGGAUAUUGAGAGGUGAACAAGUUAUAGUGUCAGAUUUGAAAGCAGCAGAUGAUUUAAAUGCAUUUGGAUGUUAUGGUGAAUUUUUGCAACGACGUGAGCCACGUGUAUCAAUGGAAUGUUUUGAAAGUAAUGCUCAUCAACAACACCAGCAAAAAAGGUGCAUUUAA